Molecule: messenger RNA, 814 nt
Organism: Python bivittatus (Burmese python)
Lineage: Eukaryota; Metazoa; Chordata; Lepidosauria; Squamata; Pythonidae
Source: RefSeq, a predicted model, not a curated record
GUGUGGACGCCGACACGCGUGUCGCGCCCCGCCGGGGCGGCACGUGGCGCUGUCAGCCCAAAGGCACGGCCCCUGAGCGGGGAGAGGAAGGGGGUGGAAGAGUUGGCUCUUCGGUCCAUGAUCAACGCCCGGGAAGGGACCGUGUUCACACCCUCGGCUGCUGUGAUGGAGGAGCAUGUAAAUAUGGACAAUGAAACUGCCAUUAAUCAGACUAAACUGCAGCUGCAAGUACACGCAAGCGAGGAAGAGGAGGAGGAGGAGGAAGAAUCAGAUUCCUAGUGUGCAGAUGCUGCUGUCAGGCCAGUUUUUUAUCACGGACUCAGAAGCCUCCCUUGGCUCGAUUAAACUUUGUGUGGUGCUACAGAGACUAAACUACAAUCAGAAAUGCCACUCAGCUUCCCGCAAGCUUCCAAAGGUGGUAAUAAAUUGCGGGGGUGGGAGGGGGGCUUGCAAAAAGACAGUAUUGAAGCCUAAGUAUGUAGCGUGAGUUGUUUAUAGAGCAGACGUAUGUUUCAAAACAAGUAGCAAUUUGGGAAAUGCAGCUUUUGGAGCAAUAAUCUGUCCAUGAAACAUCCACUGCCUGGUGGAAAAGGGCUGGAAAGUUGUCAGUUCUGUGCCAGUGAUUUUACUGAACCUCCUAGAGAUAAAUUGCACAAAAGUAAUGAAAAACGUCGUUUACAGUUCUUUGCAUGUGGCUGUGAUAUAUUAGACACCUUUAUUCUGGUUGGUUUUGGCCUGUUUUAUGAAACUUGUAUGGAAUACAAAUACGUUUUGUUUACAAUGGGUAAUAUUAAAAAUAUUUCAUUAGUGGGCA